AUGAACCUGGUGGGGGGCUACCAGCAUCACCACCACCACCACCAUCACCACCACAUGCUGCACGACCCUUUCCUCUUCGGGCCGGCGGCGCGGUGCCACCAGGAGCGCGCCUACUUCCCCGGCUGGGUGCUCAACCCGGCCGAGGCGACCCCCGAGCUCGCCGGGCAGAGCCCUAACUACGGCCCCGCCGAGUACGGCCCGGCCGGCCCGGGGCGGCUGGAGGCUCUCAGCGGCCGCCUGGGACGGCGAAAAGGUGUCGGGGGACCCAAGAAGGAGCGGCGGAGGACGGAGAGCAUCAACAGCGCCUUCGCCGAGCUCCGCGAGUGCAUCCCCAACGUGCCCGCCGACACCAAGCUCUCCAAAAUCAAGACGCUGCGCCUGGCCACCAGCUACAUCGCCUACCUGAUGGAGGUGCUGGCCAAGGACAGCCAGCCCGGGGACACCGAGGGCUUCAAAGCCGAACUCAAGAAGGCGGACGGCAGGGAGAACAAGAGGAAAAGGGAGAUGCAGCCCGAGGUCUAUUCGCAGCCUCUGGGUCACGGCGAGAAGAAGCUGAAGGGCCGGACGGGUUGGCCCCAGCAGGUCUGGGCUCUGGAACUGAACCCCUGA
This is a messenger RNA of Vidua chalybeata, 609 nucleotides long. RefSeq names its product heart and neural crest derivatives expressed 1 (gene HAND1). Gene Ontology annotation, biological process: regulation of transcription by RNA polymerase II; heart development. The record is from RefSeq and is a predicted model, not a curated record. The coding region runs from base 1 to 609 and encodes 202 amino acids. The transcript is spliced from 2 exons. Gene Ontology annotation, molecular function: DNA-binding transcription factor activity, RNA polymerase II-specific; protein dimerization activity; RNA polymerase II transcription regulatory region sequence-specific DNA binding. Lineage: Eukaryota; Metazoa; Chordata; Aves; Passeriformes; Viduidae.